AUGUUCGGAGGGGCAGAUUUGCAAGAAUGUACAAAGAAGCAAAAGAAAGAGGGUUUAGGGUUUGGGCAUGACAGGAUAAGUGAGCUACCUGAUGACGUCAUCAUCAAUAUUCUCUCAUUCCUACCCUUGAGAGAUGCUGUUUCCACUGGCCUUCUUUCAUCCCGAUGGUUGGAUUUGUGGAAGCACACUCCUUAUCUCGACUUUUUCGACACCGAUGAUAUCUAUCGAACAAAGUGUGAUACAGAGCAUGGUUCGUGGGAUGUGGGGACGUGCAAGCAUGUGAAGAUGGUGAAUUCGGUUCUUGAAUCGCAUCAUGCCCUCUUCCUGAAACGGUUCAGGCUUCAUUUCUACGCAAACAAGUCAGCACAAAGCGUAGUCACCAAAUGGCUCGGAUUUGUGUGGUCGAGACAAGUCGAGAGCUUGGAUUUGAACUUCCGGUGUGACAUGCAAAAUUAUCAAGUUGUGUUAGAAGAUUUGUUGGGAGAGAUGAGACCAAUGAAAUAUCUCCAGAAUUUGUCACUAAUGAUGAUGAAAGUAAGGGGUGAAGACAUCUCCUUGUUCCUAAAAAAUUGCCCUUUCCUGAGGAAAUUGAGAAUCGAAGAAUCAUUUUUGACGUCUGAUGUUCAUAUCUCCGGGGCAACCCUCGCGUUGGAGGAUCUUCAGAUAGAAGGAUGCGUCUAUUCAGAGUCCAAGCUAUACAAUGCAACAUUUUACUUCUACCUUAUCCUGCUUGACUUCCCAACUCCUCAAACUUACAUUGUGGGGUCCCGUCGACAAGCUUUUGGGGAAAGGGUUUCCUCGACUGCCAAAUCUCAAAGAAUUGUUCCUUGA
Molecule: messenger RNA, 831 nt
Organism: Salvia splendens (bonfire salvia)
Lineage: Eukaryota; Viridiplantae; Streptophyta; Magnoliopsida; Lamiales; Lamiaceae
Product: F-box/FBD/LRR-repeat protein At3g52680
Exons: 3
Coding region: 1-831 (276 amino acids)
Molecular function (GO): protein binding
Source: RefSeq, a predicted model, not a curated record